AUGGCAGCAGGUUAUGCGUUCUCCCUAUCCCCCGAAAAGUUUGACGUAAAGAUUGUUGAUAAAGCGCAAAAUGUAGGUGGAAGUGCAACUUCUUAUCAAUUACCAAACAAUCAAAACGGUCAUCCGGAUUUCGGUGCUGAAUAUAUCAACGAUGGUGUUCAAGGUGCAAGUCCGGUUUUCCAUAAUACACUAACUAUGUUUGAAAAAGUCUUGGGGUUCAGAGCAAGUGAUGUGGGAAUGCAAAUCAGUUUUGGUAAAGGUCAAGAAACUUUUUGGUCAAACGUAUUCCCAAGUCAAUUGGUGGAUGAAUUCAAAGAUGAUAUUAAAAAGUUUGGUAAGGUACUCCCAACUAUCAAGACGUUUGAACCAUUCUUUGCACUCAUUCCAGUUGACAGAAUGUUAAAGAUGUUCCGUUUCUCUCCCUCAUUCGGUGAACGAAUGGUGUUCCCUUUGGUGGCUUUGUUCAUGGGAACGGGUAAUCAAACCAAGCAUGUCUCAAGUGCAAUCAUUGAGCGUCUUUUCUUGGACCCAAAUAUGCGCUUGUUUGAGUUCAGCGAGGAAUCUCUCUUGGCCAGUGUUCCACACAUGAAAGCAUUCCCAGAAUUGGGCCGUGUGUAUGGAUUAUGGAGAACAAGAUUAGAAGCUGCAGGUAACGUUCGAUUCGCAUUAUCUUGCGGAGUUGCAAGUUUGGAAAGAGGAACAAAGAAGGCAAAGCAAUUGGGCGGUAACAUCUUGGCAACGUAUGAAGGCCACGAGUCCGAAGGCCCAGAAGUGUUUGAUGAUGUCAUCUUUGCAUGUGAUGCAGACAGUGCCCUCAAAAUCUUGAACAAUGGAUCAGGUCCUUCAUGGAAAGAACGCAAGAUUCUGGGUAACGUGUUGUACAAAUGGGAUAUCACCGUUACCCAUCACGAUUACGAUUACAUGAAGAAGCAUUACGAGAUGAAUUAUAAUAGUGACUUGAACGCAAAGCGCGAUGACGAAGAAAGCAAAAAGGCUUUCAAAUUCGCAGAAGAGAAUUGGAAGCCGUUGUACUUGAUCAAGAUGUACGAAGAAGAUCCAUCGCAGAUCGAAAUGAGUUUCGAUCUAACACAUUAUCAAGGUCAAUUUGAAGGUAUGCCUGCCGUAGGUAAAGAUGCAGAUAUCACUCUCAAAGAUGCUCCUCCAAUCCAACGUCAAACUGGAGAAGAAGGAAAAAAAUUAGCCAAAGAUGAAGAUCCAAAAGUGAUGGAUCAACCUGACAGUGCAAUUGCUGAUGAGAACAAGCAAUCACCACCCAAAGAGAAUCACGUUUAUCAAACAAUCUACCUCGAUUACGAACAAAGACAACGUUGGACAAAAGAAGAGGUUGCAAAAGAUAAGAUCAUUUUGGAAAAAUGGUGGAAACAACAAAGUCAUAGAUGGCAACAUUAUGGCGGUACGGUACCUUGGAUGUGGACUAUCAACGGUCAAAAUCAUACAAGCUAUGCAGGUGCUUGGAGUUUGGUCAAUAUGCACGAAGUGGGUAUGGUCUCAGGUUUCUCUGCAGCAUACAACCUAGGAGCUAAAUACCCUUUCAAGGACAAUGACGAUUGUGCACAACUCUUCCGACUUUACCUAUUGCUUGGAUAUAUGUCUAGAAUGAGAUCAGAGGAUCGCAAAGGCUUCUUCUCAUAG
Meira miltonrushii is the source of this 1653-nucleotide messenger RNA. RefSeq names its product nucleotide-binding domain-containing protein. The record is from RefSeq and is a predicted model, not a curated record. Lineage: Eukaryota; Fungi; Basidiomycota; Exobasidiomycetes; Exobasidiales; Brachybasidiaceae. Gene Ontology annotation, molecular function: oxidoreductase activity. The transcript has a single exon. Bases 1 to 1653 code for a protein of 550 amino acids.